AUGGAGUUAGCAGAUGAAGCUAAGAAAGUCCUAACUAUAAUAACGGAAAAAGGUUUUCACCAAAUGAAUCGAUUACCUUUUGGUAUCACAACAGCACCCGCCAUUUGGCAAAAUGUUUUGUUGAAUGUAUUGCAGGGAUUGAAUGGCGUACAGGUAUAUCUUGACGAUGAUAUUAUUACGGGCAAAGAUGACCAAGAGCACAUAAAUAAUUUGAAGGGAGUAUUGAGUAGGUUAGAGGAGUAUGGGUUGAAACUGCGACGUGAUAAAUGUGUUUUGAUGCAGAAAUUUGUAGCUUUUCUAUGUCAUGUCAUAGAUAAGGAUGGCAUACAUAAGUGUCCAAUUAAGACAGAGCAAAUUUUGAACAUACCCUUACCAACGGAUGUAACAGAUAAUAAACCUUUGACUCAAAUAUUUGGUCCCAAAACAGGGUUACCAGUGUUAGCAGCUGAAAGGAUGCAGAGAUGGGCUUUGUAUAUUUCAGGUUUUGAUUAUGAAAUUGUGUUUCGUAACAGUGGAGCUAAUGCGAAUGUUGAUUGCGUUUCAAGGCUGCCAAUAGGGUCAGCACCAGAGAAUGAGUUAACAGACGUUAAUGUUAAUUUAAUUGAGGCUAUGAAAACACUCCCUAGUCCUGCACGAGUGUUCAUGAGUAGACCAUUAAGGUCCAGGUUAGAUAUGCUAAGACCUAGUAUGACUGAUCCAGUUCGAGGUAAACUGCAUGAUCAAAUGCAAAAAUGUAAAUCAAAGAUUAGGACAUUUGAGGUCGAUGACAAAGUGUUUGUUCGAGAUUUUAGGGGAAGAGAACCGAAUAAGAUCAAAUGGACAACUAAGAAACUUGGUCCAUUGUGUUAUGAGGUUAAAGUGAGUGAUAAGUAG
This is a messenger RNA of Anneissia japonica, 873 nucleotides long. RefSeq lists its product as uncharacterized. Bases 1 to 873 code for a protein of 290 amino acids. The record is from RefSeq and is a predicted model, not a curated record. The transcript has 3 exons. Lineage: Eukaryota; Metazoa; Echinodermata; Crinoidea; Comatulida; Comatulidae.